This is a messenger RNA of Alligator sinensis (Chinese alligator), 2618 nucleotides long. Its product is annotated as arylsulfatase D. The record is from RefSeq and is a predicted model, not a curated record. Gene Ontology annotation, molecular function: arylsulfatase activity. The transcript has 10 exons. Lineage: Eukaryota; Metazoa; Chordata; Crocodylia; Alligatoridae. Bases 54 to 1880 code for a protein of 608 amino acids.
CCUUGCUCAGGCUUCCUGCUUCCGGCUGGGAGCUUCAGUGAUCUGCCUCUGAGAUGGGGGUCGCCCAGGAGUGUUAUACCACUUGUACCAAGGAGAAGGGGAAGUAUUGGGAAACCUUCUCUUCAUAUGGAAGGAGCUAUCUAGCCACUCUGCUGGCUUUCGGUUUAUUUCUACAGACGUGUGGAAUGAGUGCAGCUAUGGAGUCUAAGCCAAAUAUACUGCUACUAAUGGCAGAUGACCUGGGCAUUGGUGACAUAGGUUGCUAUGGCAACCAUACUAUAAGGACCCCAAAUAUUGACCGUCUUGCGAAGGAAGGAAUAAAACUCACUCAGCAUAUUGCUGCAGCUCCUCUUUGUACCCCAAGCAGAGCAGCCUUCCUGACUGGAAGAUACCCCAUCAGAUCUGGCAUGGCUUCAGAUAAUAGGUAUCGAGCUCUUCAGUGGAAUGCUGGCUCAGGAGGGCUCCCUGUGAAUGAAACCACUUUUGCCAAGCUGUUGCAAAAGCAAGGUUACACCACAGGACUUAUAGGGAAGUGGCAUCAGGGUGUGAACUGUGAAUCCCUCAAUGAUUACUGUCACCAUCCUUUAAACCAUGGAUUUGACUACUUUUAUGGCAUGCCAUUUACUCUUCUAAAUAACUGUCAGAAAAACAAACUUCCAGAGCUAGAUGCAGCUCUUCAGGCCAAGCUCUGGUUUUAUACUCAGGUAAUUGCCCUUGCUGUGCUCACUGUUAUCACUGGAAAAAUUGUUGGCUUGUUCUCCACCAGCUGGAAAAUAGUCACCUGCAUGGCCUUAGCUGGUUUUCUUUUUUUCACACUCUGGUUCUCAAGUUAUGGCUUUGUCCAAUAUUGGAACUGUAUCCUGAUGAGGAACUAUGACAUUACUGAACAACCAAUGAAGUUGGAAAGGACAGCUUCUCUCAUGCUGAAGGAAGCAAUUUCAUUUAUUGAAAGAAACAAGAAUGGAACAUUCCUCCUCUUCAUUUCCUUUUUACACGUGCACACCCCCCUUUACACCACAGAGAAAUUUCUUGGGAAAAGCAGACAUGGCAUAUAUGGAGAUAAUGUAGAAGAAAUGGACUGGAUGGUAGGCAACAUUCUUGAUGCUAUUGAUAAGGAAGGUCUGAAAAACAGCACUUUCACUUAUUUUGCCUCUGACCACGGAGGACAAUUGGAGGCACAAGAAGGAGAAGUCCAGUUAGGGGGCUGGAAUGGCAUAUAUAAAGGUGGGAAAGGCAUGGGAGGCUGGGAAGGAGGGAUCCGUGUGCCAGGUAUAUGUAGAUGGCCAGGAGUUUUACCUGCUGAGACAGUUAUUGAUGAACCUACAAGCCUUAUGGACAUUUACCCCACAGUUGCUUACCUGGGUGGAGGAACAGUGCCCCAGGACAGGGUAAUUGAUGGCCACAACUUGAUGCCUUUACUGCAAGGGAGAGUUCACCAGUCAGAGCAUCAGUUCAUAUUUCACUACUGUGGGUCAUAUUUACAUGCAGUGCGGUGGCACCAAAAAGACAGCGGCAUACUAUGGAAAGCUCACUAUGUGACCCCAAAAUUCCACCCAGAAGGUGCUGGAGCUUGUUAUGGAAGAAGAAUUUGCCCAUGUUUUGGAGAAGGUGUAACCCACCAUGACCCUCCUCUGCUAUUUGAUCUCUCACAAGACCCUUCAGAGACCAAUCCUCUGUCACCUGGCACUGAACCCCUAUUUGACACAAUAAUGAGUAGAAUAGACAAAGCAGUAACAGAGCAUCGCAGGACACUGACUCCAGUCCCUCAACAGCUCUCUUUAUACAACAUUAUAUGGAAACCUUGGCUGCAGCCCUGUUGUGGGACAUUCCCUUUCUGUUGGUGUGAUAAAGAAGGUGACAGUGCACAUGACUCAAAGUGAGUUGCAGUUGACAAAAAUCCUGUAACAGCAAAUGCUUUGCUACAGCCAGCCUUUAAUAACAUCAUUUCUGAAUAGCAUGAUAUCUUGGGCCAAAUUAUACCUAAAAUAGCCAUCUCUACCCCCUCCUCCCUCUUUCUUCUCCCUAAGGAAUUUAGUAACUAGAAGCCAAAGACUGGGCCUUAGCUCUUCCCACUUCUCCCUCUCCCACUAGUAAAUGUACUGUGGAAAGCACUUUCUAUGUGAAAAAGAACCUUCAGAGACUGGGUUCCUAAAUAUGAAUUUUGAAGCCUAACUUUAGGCAUCCAUUUCCAAUAGAAAAUUGGCCAUAGUGCAUCCAAAUAUAUUGGUUUCAGGAUUACAGCUGCUUCCUUGUCCCAGAUCACCAUGGCCUACAAGAGGCAUAAUUCAUUCAAUGUUUAUGUCUGGCUAUGCUUAUACAGCUGUAGAUAUGCAUACAUAAAAGGCAGAUGGACAGAGAGAUAAAGUGGUUUACCAAAGGCAUUCUGCAAUUUUUCAACACUUUUUGAACAAACUGCAGCUUUAAUGGAACAAGAGCAAAGUAAAUGAUCUUAAGCUAUGUAAAGCACAAUAUGGCUUUGUAAUUUUUUUUUCAGUUGUACAAUCAUUACUAAAAGAAGAAGCCUGUUUUAUUACUGAGAAAGGGGUCCUGUUAUAGUUUUGCUUUGUAAUUGACCAUUUUAGUCAACGGCACCAAUAAAAAUUUCUCCGAUAAACUUA